CCCAUAUGCUGUUUCUCAUUCCCAGCAAGGUGCUUUGCAAAACAAGACUCCUUCUGGAAGAAGUAAGAAUAUAAUCUGUGUGAGAGCAUUUUCUCUCCUCCUAUCUUUCUCCCUUCUCCUGCUCCUUUUAAUCACACACAGACGAAGACACUCAUACGUACACACACCUUGGACCUCAAGCAACUGAUUCCUUGGGACCUAAAAGACGUCUGAGUGUUCUAUCCCUGCUCCUUCAUCAAGAGAAUCCACACAAUCACUCAGUGGGAAGGUCCGCAGUUGACUUUAAGAUUAUUUUUGUUCCACCACUGAAUUUCUGGCAUGAUUAGUUAAGACUUCAUUCUUCAUUUUCAAAAGGAGAAGAGAAGGGGGGAGAAGUGGAGUUGGCUCUGUCUGGUACUAGAGAUUGAACAGCACCAUGUCUAAGCCUGUUGACCAUAUCAAGAGACCCAUGAAUGCCUUCAUGGUGUGGUCCAGAGGGCAAAGGAGAAAGAUGGCCCAGGAGAAUCCCAAGAUGCACAAUUCAGAAAUAAGUAAAAGACUUGGGGCUGAGUGGAAACUUCUCUCCGAAGCUGAAAAGAGACCCUACAUAGACGAAGCGAAAAGACUCCGGGCACAGCAUAUGAAGGAGCAUCCUGACUAUAAGUACAGACCAAGGCGCAAACCCAAGAAUCUUCUGAAGAAAGACAGGUAUGUCUUUCCUUUACCCUACCUAGGAGAUCACGACCCACUUAAGACAGGACUUCCCAUGAGUGCCACUGACUCCAUCCUCGGAGCUUCUGAGAAGGCUAGGGCUUUCUUGCCACCAACUUCAGCACCUUAUUCACUUCUGGACCCAAGCCAGUUUAGCUCUACUACUAUCCAGAAGAUGACAGAGAUGCCUCAUACCCUGACUACCAGCACUCUUCCAUACGCCUCGACCUUGGGAUACCAGAAUGGGGCAUUUGGUGGCUUAAGCUGCCCCAGCCAACAUACUCACACUCAUCCUUCUCCAACCAACCCGGGUUAUGUGGUGCCCUGUAACUGUACAGCAUGGUCUACAUCAAACUUGCAGCCUCCAGUUGCUUACAUAUUGUUUCCGGGGAUGACUAAAGCUGGUUUAGACCCAUAUUCUUCUGCACAUUCCACGUCCAUGUAAGAAGAGUUUUAUUAAAGUAGUAACUGCGAUGUCCUGGUGCAUGUACAUAAGAAGGACUGCCAAAAGGGAGCUAGAGAAAAAAUAGAGACAGAAACAAUACGAAUUUACUCCAGUUCCCCUGGCAAAAAAAUGCGUGUAAGUGUGGCGACCAACACUCCAUUGAGAUACUUCUCUCAGCCAUGGAGACACGGGAAAGUUAUUGCCAGGACAAACUGUAAGAUUUGUACAUGCCUGCCAUUUUUAUUUUAACAAUUUGGACAAAACCCCCCAAACAUUUAUUUAUUGAUUUUGAUGUACACGAAUUUGACUUUUAUCCUGAAGUGAUUUUAACUUUGAAUUCUAUAGAAGCGACUAUUAAAUUAUUAUUAUUAUUAUUAUUAUUAUUAUUAUUAUUAACAAUAUUUAUACAUAUUUGUUGUGAUGUGGGAUGAGCUACAUCUUUUUGCCUUAGGUACAUUUUGUGUAAAAAUGACAGUUAAGAGUGAAUACUCACAUAAUGAAUUUGGACAUACUUUCUUUAAAAAUAUUGUUUUGUAAAUGACUGCACAUGUUUCCAAAAUUUUAUUUUAAAAAAAAAUACAUACAAGGGGAAUCAGGCAAUGUUCUCUUAUUGAAAGGAGGAAACGUUAUUCAAAGACAAUAUCUAAAACGAUUUUUGGGGAAAAUGACUGUAUAGUCCCUUUCCUAUUCCUUUUAUCCCCAUAAAACUAUGUUAUUUUUGUUGAACAAAAAUAUUUCAAAUAAAGACAAUCUUGUCACUAAAAUUAUGUAUGUGUUCAGAAUAGUAUUGUACCUACUGCAAAGCUCUAGUUAAUGAUAAAACAUUUUUAAAA
This is a messenger RNA of Spea bombifrons (plains spadefoot toad), 1968 nucleotides long. It is a transcript of the gene SOX14, whose product is annotated as SRY-box transcription factor 14. Gene Ontology annotation, biological process: cell differentiation; anatomical structure morphogenesis; negative regulation of transcription by RNA polymerase II. Gene Ontology annotation, molecular function: RNA polymerase II cis-regulatory region sequence-specific DNA binding; DNA-binding transcription factor activity, RNA polymerase II-specific. The record is from RefSeq and is a predicted model, not a curated record. Bases 416 to 1135 code for a protein of 239 amino acids. The transcript has a single exon. Lineage: Eukaryota; Metazoa; Chordata; Amphibia; Anura; Pelobatidae.